Messenger RNA from Rattus rattus (black rat), 924 nucleotides. It is a transcript of the gene Ucp1, whose product is annotated as uncoupling protein 1. The record is from RefSeq and is a predicted model, not a curated record. The transcript has 6 exons. Gene Ontology annotation, cellular component: mitochondrial membrane. Lineage: Eukaryota; Metazoa; Chordata; Mammalia; Rodentia; Muridae. Gene Ontology annotation, biological process: mitochondrial transmembrane transport; response to cold; adaptive thermogenesis. The coding region runs from base 1 to 924 and encodes 307 amino acids. Gene Ontology annotation, molecular function: oxidative phosphorylation uncoupler activity.
AUGGUGAGUUCGACAACUUCCGAAGUGCAACCCACCAUGGGGGUCAAGAUCUUCUCAGCCGGCGUUUCUGCCUGCCUAGCAGACAUCAUCACCUUCCCGCUGGACACCGCCAAAGUCCGCCUUCAGAUCCAAGGUGAAGGCCAGGCUUCCAGUACCAUUAGGUAUAAAGGUGUCUUAGGGACCAUCACCACCCUGGCCAAGACAGAAGGAUUGCCGAAACUGUACAGCGGUCUGCCUGCCGGCAUCCAGAGGCAAAUCAGCUUUGCCUCUCUCAGGAUUGGCCUCUACGAUACGGUCCAAGAGUACUUCUCUUCAGGGAGAGAAACGCCUGCCUCUUUGGGAAGCAAGAUCUCGGCUGGCUUGAUGACGGGCGGCGUGGCGGUAUUCAUUGGGCAGCCCACAGAGGUGGUGAAGGUCAGAAUGCAAGCCCAGAGCCAUCUGCACGGGAUCAAACCCCGCUACACUGGGACCUACAAUGCUUACAGAGUUAUAGCCACCACAGAAAGCUUGUCAACACUGUGGAAAGGGACGACCCCUAAUCUAAUGAGAAAUGUCAUCAUCAACUGUACAGAGCUGGUGACAUAUGACCUCAUGAAGGGGGCCCUUGUGAACCACCACAUACUGGCAGAUGACGUCCCCUGCCAUUUACUGUCAGCUCUUGUCGCCGGGUUUUGCACCACACUCCUGGCCUCUCCGGUGGAUGUGGUAAAAACGAGAUUCAUCAACUCUCUACCAGGACAGUACCCAAGUGUACCCAGCUGUGCAAUGACCAUGUUCACCAAGGAAGGACCGGCAGCCUUUUUCAAAGGGUUUGCGCCUUCUUUUCUGCGACUCGGAUCCUGGAACGUCAUCAUGUUUGUGUGCUUUGAACAGCUGAAGAAAGAGCUGAUGAAGUCCCGGCAGACAGUGGACUGCACCACAUAG